CUAGUUACCUCUCUCUUUCUGCCUAAUGAAAAUAUCCAAGAAGCUAGUAGAGCAAAUAUCAUUAACAAAAAACGCGCAGAAUUCAGUUAGAAGCCAUAUCUUCGAUUGACCUAUAUAUAUGUGUGUGUGUAUAGACUAUAGAGUCAUGAAGCAAUUAACAUUAUUUCAUUCAGAUCGAUUCAACAAGCAGUACACCAAAUUAAGCAUUUGUUUGUGUCUUCAUCCUUUUACUAUGAAGAGAAGCAGAGAAGAGGAUAGUGAUGUAGAAGCACUAGCCAUGGCUAACUGCUCCAUGCUUUUGUCUCGUUUAAACAAUAACACUAUCAAAACUUCAUCGUUUGAAUGCAAGACAUGUAACAAACGAUUCUCAUCUUUUCAAGCACUUGGCGGCCACAGGACGAGUCAUAAAUCGCUGAGAUCAUCAUCCAUAGACGCCAGAAGCAAAUCCAAAAAAACAAAGAAUAAUAAUAUGCACCAGUGUUGUAUUUGUGGGAUGGAGUUCUUUAUGGGGCAGGCUUUAGGUGGACAUAUGAGGUGUCACCGUGCCCCAAUCAAUGUACCAGUUUUGAACAAUUCGAAUAGUAGUAGUAAGAGAAUAUUAUGUCUGGAUCUUAAUUUAACCCCUGAUGAUCAGAACGAUGAUUUUAAGUUAUGGCCGACGGCACCUGCUCCUGUUUUGCGCUGCUUUAUCUAAUUCCCGCACACUUCCAUUACUUUUAGGACUAGCACUUUUUUUUUUUGGUUUUUUGGUUACUUUAUAUAUUAUAUUAUAAGAAAAAUUAAAUUACGAUGAAUGUCUACUCUACUUCAUUUUGUAUGUAUCAACAUUCUACAGCUAUUAUUUACUUUU
Nicotiana tabacum (common tobacco) is the source of this 850-nucleotide messenger RNA. Its product is annotated as zinc finger protein ZAT11-like. NCBI's taxonomy places the organism in Eukaryota, Viridiplantae, Streptophyta, Magnoliopsida, Solanales, Solanaceae. The record is from RefSeq and is a predicted model, not a curated record.